AUGAGCGAUGACCGUGGUGAUCGUCGUGCUGGUGGGUAUGGUAAUGAAAGAAGAAGAGGGUACAGUUCGAGAGAUAACUACAGACAACAAGAUAGAAGAAAUGAUUCCCGUGGUAAUGGUAGUGCUAGUAGUAGUGGUAGUAGGUAUGGUAGUAGAGAUGACUACCGUAGUGGCCGUAGGGAAAAUUAUCGUAGUAGGGGAGUGGAUGAUAGGAGACGAGGGCCAUCUAGAUAUGCAAAAGGCGAUUAUGGUCCGGUAUUGGCCAGAGAACUAGACAGCACUUACGAGGAGAAAGUGAAUAGAAAUUACGCUAAUAGUAUUUUUGUUGGAAAUUUGACGUAUGAUUGUACUCCAGAAGACUUGAGAGAUUAUUUUUCAGGGAUUGGUGAGGUGGUACGUGCUGAUAUCAUUACAUCAAAGGGUCACCAUAGAGGGAUGGGUACCGUGGAAUUUACCAAUUCAAGGGAUGUGGAAGAAGCCAUUCGUCAGUAUGAUAGUUCAUACUUCAUGGACCGUCAAAUAUUUGUUAGACAAGAUAACCCACCACCAGAUAACGGACGUAACGAAAGAACACCUUCUAGAAGAACUACGGCACCUUCCUCGCGACAACAAGAUAUUUCCUCAGGAGCGUACUCUAUGCAAUCCAAUAUGAAACAAGGAUACGAAAUAUUUGUGGCAAAUUUACCAUACUCUAUCAAUUGGCAAGCUCUAAAGGAUAUGUUUAAGGAAUGUGGUGAUGUCAUGCGUGCAGAUGUCGAAUUAGAUCGUGCAGGUCGUUCCAGAGGGUUUGGGACAGUUAUUUUCCGUACCAGAGAUGAUAUGGAAAGGGCCAUCGAUAGAUAUAACAGAUUUGAGGUGGAUGGAAGAACCCUGGACGUAAGAGAAGGCCAUAGUAAUAACCGUAAUGAUGACAUGAACAUACAACACCAAACUCAAAAUGCAAUGACUAACGACGCUACUUCGGAUGCCACAAGUAAUGAAAGAAGUCUACCUACACAACCAUCAGAACCAGCAUCCAAUAGAACAUCCACAUUUACUGAAGGUGUUGUGGAAGGCGGUGAACGCAACACACUAAUUUAUUGCAGUAACCUACCUCCUUCUACUGCAAGAAGUGACUUAUACGAUCUUUUUGAAAGCAUUGGUAAGGUAAGGAAUGCCGAAUUGAAGUAUGAUCGUAAUGGGGAAACUACUGGCGUUGCCAUUGUGGAAUUCAUUAGCCAGGAUGACGCAGAUGUGUGCAUUGAGAGAUUAAAUAAAUAUAAUUAUGGUGGUUGUGAUUUGGAGAUAUCGUAUGCGAAACGUGUAUGA
Molecule: messenger RNA, 1308 nt
Organism: Naumovozyma castellii
Lineage: Eukaryota; Fungi; Ascomycota; Saccharomycetes; Saccharomycetales; Saccharomycetaceae
Gene: HRB1
Product: mRNA-binding protein
Exons: 1
Coding region: 1-1308 (435 amino acids)
Source: RefSeq, a predicted model, not a curated record